Molecule: messenger RNA, 2583 nt
Organism: Metopolophium dirhodum (rose-grain aphid)
Lineage: Eukaryota; Metazoa; Arthropoda; Insecta; Hemiptera; Aphididae
Product: modular serine protease-like
Exons: 14
Coding region: 331-2373 (680 amino acids)
Biological process (GO): proteolysis
Molecular function (GO): serine-type endopeptidase activity; protein binding
Source: RefSeq, a predicted model, not a curated record
AUAAUAUAAUACAGUAUAGACGUACCUAUGACGUCCAUGACGAACGUGCUGCAGUAAUAUAUCGUAUACCCAGCACGCUAGACGCAAGACCAAAAAACGUUUUACUCUCGUCGUGAUCGUACGCUGUGAUUGCUAAUUAUUAUUAUUAUCUGUUAUCAAUGAAUCGAUUUAUAAUUAGACGUUUUGCGAAAAAAAUAAUCACAACAUUUUAACAGCUGCAAACCUUCCUGUUCCGAGCGAUAGGUAUAUCGCCCAGCGUUCAGUUUUCUUCAUGUCCGGCGCUUGUUUUUAAUUUACCGCAUAGUGAAUUCGUCGUCAUCGAAUAGAACCAUGAAGGCGAUAAGUUCCUGGUUAACAUUAUGUUUAUGUUUCGUUUUGGGUACGACAGGAACGGGAAUAUUGUGCAAUCCAUUAAUCGAAAAACGUCAAACCGAAUCAUGUUCAGUAAACAUGUUCAGCUGUAUAAAUGAGGAGUGCAUUGAUGCGUCAUCAAUUUGCGAUGGAGUCGCAGAUUGUUCAGAUAAGUCAGAUGAAACCCAAAGUUUGUGUGCUCCAUUGUUUAAAACAUGUCCGGGAUCUGCGUUUCGUUGUAAAUACGGUGCAUGUGUAAGUAAAAAUGCAAAAUGUAAUGGUAGAAAAGAUUGUGUCGAUGGAUCAGAUGAACAAUUACCUGAAUGUAAAAAACUAGGCCUAAGUAUUCCUUCUAGCCCUACAAGACCGCAACAAACUCAAGUAGCUAGUCAGGCUAAAUGCUUACCUCGGGAAGAGUACCGCUGUACAUCUGGCCAAUGUAUAGAUGUAACAUCUAUCUGUGAUGGAACUUCAGAUUGCAAUGACGGAUCUGACGAAACAUCGGAAUUGUGUAAAUCAAGGGUGUGUCCAACGAGUACAUUCACGUGCAACUAUGGUGCCUGUAUAAGUAAACAAAGAAAAUGCGACGGUUCGCAGCAAUGUGCUGACGGUUCCGAUGAAGCAGGCUGCGGUUCCAACGGAGACCGCAAACCUUCGUCAUCAGUUAACCCGACAUCACAAUUCACGCAGAGACCGACUACCUACCAAACUAGUAGACCAACAACGCAAAGAACAACAACGCAUGCCAAUAAUAUGAAGUCAUGCAUGGUACCGUAUAUGGAGGGCACUGUGUAUUCUUUAUUCGAAACUGAAUCAGAUCAAAAUCCUUCUUUAUCACCUGGAUCAUUUGUUGAUCCGAGCACAGCAGUUGAAGAGAGCUGCGAAGAAGGAUAUUAUAAAACUACUUCUAAUAGAAUUAUAAUUUGUUCAGGAAAUGGAAAAUGGAAACCAAAGGCUGAUAAAUUAUGUUUGAAAAAAUGCCCAUCUGUGUUUUCGGAAAGUUUAGAUGUCGAAUGUAUUUUCAAUGGUAUAAAAGAUGAUUGUUCAAACCCAUCAAUACCGGGCACUGUAUUAACACCAAAAUGUAAAGUUACACACACUAUACCAAAUGGACAAAUAGAGACACCAAUUAAAUUACGUUGUCAACAAGAUGGAAAAUGGAGUGACCGACUUUACACAUGUAUCCCAUAUUGUGGCAGACCAUAUACUCCUAACCAAGUAUUGAUUCUAGAUGGCACUGAAGCUAAAUAUGGAUCAGCACCUUGGAAUGUUGGAGUAUAUAGAAAAUCCACUAGAAAUAGUUUUAACAUGAUAUGUGGAGGAUCACUGAUUGCUACAAAUUUAGUUGUAUCUGCUGCACAUUGUUUUUGGCAAGAAAAGUUGACGAGUAGAAUAUUAUUAAACGAUGGUACAUAUAAAGUUGGCGUUGGAAAGUAUAAUAGUGACAUUACAAUUAAGGACAACGAAUUUACCCAGAUUAUCGAUGUGGGAUUGAUAUACUUGAGAGAAGGUUAUUAUGGUUCAUCCGGAUAUCAUGCUGAAGAUCUAGCUAUUAUUGUGUUAUCAAACAAAAUUAUACUUAGCAAUGUAGUUAUGCCUGUUUGUGUGGACUGGUCUAAAAGAUAUUCCGUUUUAAAUGGAGCUGUUGGAAAAGUCGUUGGCUGGGGUAAAACAGAAAAAAUGGUUGAAAGUUCUGUUUUAUUAGAAGCUAAUAUACCAUACAUCGACCAUCAGACUUGUCGAAAUAUGUACCAAAACGGAUUUCAAAACUUCGUUUCUGUUGAUAAAUUUUGCGCCGGUACUAUAAGUGGACAAGGAGUUCAUCAAGGUGAUAGUGGUGCCGGAUUUACCUUUGAACAUAGCUCAUUACAUUUUUUAACUGGAAUUGUGAGUGUAAAAGAUGCAACCACAAAUGAUUCAAUCGCAGUUUUUACAGACGUUAGUCGCCACAUUUCCUGGAUUCAUGAAAUGUAUACCAAUUAUACUUAUGCAAGUGACAGUUUUUCUAGAUCUGUUAGAUAGUGCAGUGAAAAUAACUAAUAAUUAUAUACUUAUCAUCUUACCAUAAUUAUUUUAAUAUUGAACUCGAAAUUUAUAUAUAUUUUUUCACCUUUGUUAAAUUAUUAACUUUUUAUACAUUUUGAAUGAUUUUAUCACAAACACAAAGGAAUAAUAAUACAUAUAUUAUAAUUGUAUAAUUCAAUAUUAAUAAAUUUAUUAAAUUAUGAGUUG